Olea europaea var. sylvestris is the source of this 1184-nucleotide messenger RNA. RefSeq names its product DEAD-box ATP-dependent RNA helicase 8-like. Lineage: Eukaryota; Viridiplantae; Streptophyta; Magnoliopsida; Lamiales; Oleaceae. The coding region runs from base 128 to 841 and encodes 237 amino acids. Gene Ontology annotation, cellular component: cytoplasmic stress granule; P-body. Gene Ontology annotation, biological process: P-body assembly; cytoplasmic stress granule assembly. The record is from RefSeq and is a predicted model, not a curated record. Gene Ontology annotation, molecular function: mRNA binding. The transcript is spliced from 6 exons.
AGGUUGAAUUAGCAGAAUUGACUUUUGUAGAGUCAUGGCAUUCCAAACCACGUGGCAGAUUGUGGACAUCUGAUUUUACGAUGAUCUUUUUUUAUUUGGUUCUGGCUUUGUGAAGAAGUGAUUAUUGAUGGGUAAACUUCAUCCUGUUUCUACCACUGUCUUUCAGGCUGAUAAGCUUUUGUCACCGGAGUUCCAACCUUCCAUCGAGCAGUUAAUUCGUUUUUUGCCUUCAAACCGUCAGAUCUUAAUGUUCUCUGCUACGUUUCCUGUCACGGUGAAAGAUUUCAAAGAUAGAUACCUGCGGAAGCCUUAUGUCAUCAACCUUAUGGAUGAGCUAACUCUCAAGGGUAUAACACAGUAUUAUGCAUUUGUUGAAGAAAGACAGAAAGUUCACUGCCUCAAUACUCUCUUUUCGAAGCUUCAAAUAAACCAAUCUAUUAUUUUCUGCAAUUCUGUGAAUCGAGUAGAACUUCUUGCCAAGAAAAUCACGGAGCUUGGCUAUUCUUGUUUCUACAUUCACGCUAAGAUGCUUCAAGAUCAUCGCAACAGAGUUUUUCAUGACUUCCGCAAUGGUGCCUGUAGGAAUCUUGUUUGCACAGAUCUAUUCACGAGAGGUAUAGAUAUCCAAGCAGUCAAUGUCGUUAUCAAUUUUGAUUUUCCAAAGAACUCAGAGACAUAUUUACACAGGGUUGGACGAUCUGGAAGGUUUGGACAUCUUGGGUUAGCUGUGAAUUUGAUAACAUAUGAAGACCGCUUCAAUUUGUAUAGGAUUGAACAAGAACUUGGAACAGAGAUCAAGCAGAUCCCUCCACAUAUAGAUCAGGCUAUAUAUUGUCGUUAAUUGUGGUGACAACUCCUGUUCAUUGUCGAAAGGUAAUGAAACAUCUGGCUGCAUGUUCGAAGUACAUGAUCAAGUGUGCGGUGCUAUAUUAAACUGUGCCUUUGGUAAUUGAAGACUGUAUUUUGACUUAUGAGGCAGACAAUGCCAGAAUUUCAGGCACAUUUCUUUGUCCUUUAAAGUAUUCACCAUCUUAUGUACGUUCGGGAUAAUAUGUCAAGUUCACUUUGCAGUUGCCUUCAGUUCUGUCAGCAACUCGACGUUCUUAUUUCCAAUGGGGCUAGUUUGGUUUAUUUGCACAUCCUGUAAGAUUAAUGCAAAAUCUGUUGGUGAUCUUCUGUUAUUA